Parnassius apollo (apollo) is the source of this 513-nucleotide messenger RNA. The record is from the annotation of a GenBank genome assembly. NCBI's taxonomy places the organism in Eukaryota, Metazoa, Arthropoda, Insecta, Lepidoptera, Papilionidae.
AUGUAUACACCGUCUCAGUACCUCAGCUUAGACGAGUCCUUGCUUUUAUGGAAAGGUCGUUUAAGCUGGAGGCAGUGUAUACGGACCAAAGCUGCUCGCUUCGGAAUCAAAUCCUUUGAGCUUUGUGAGGCUGAAACCGGCUACUUGCUCCAAUACCGGAUGUACACAGGCAAAAAUACUGCCAUGUAUCCCGGACCCUUACAUGGCUUUAAUGACAAAACCGCGAAGGUUGUCUUACAGCUCAUGGAGGGGUACCUGGAUACAGGGCAUGUUCUCGUUAUGGACAAUUGGUAUAACCAAUUGCUCUUAACGAGAUAUCUUAAAAGCCGGUGUACAGAUGUAUUGGGCACGAUAAGCCGCCGGCGAAAGGGGAUACCACAUGCUAUAAAGGAUUUGAACCCGAAGCAGCUGGAGCGUGGGGUGUCUGUAGGUAGACAUUGCGGUGACAUCGCGUUGGUGGCGUGGAAAGAUGUCAAACUUGUCACCGUUUUGUCUACCUACCACCAACAUUAG